GCAGAGAGAAGAGAAAAAACCUGGUUGGAUGAAAUUGACUAGAGGGGGAGAAUGCGAUAAAAAAAAAGAAGUCGGGUUCUCCUCCUGAGAGUUUUUCAAGGUGUGCAGCAGUGCCUGUGCCAGUGGGUAUUGGCGGAGGCCAUGGAACAGAAGCAAAAACCAGGCCUUCUUCCAACCAGGGUCUGCUGCUGUUGGACCCAUUGAUUUUCUCACCUGAACGUACCCAUUCUCACCUUACUUCACUCAACUGUGUCACACAACGUUAAUUGUGCUUGUUUAAGUGUGUUUUGUUAAUUAUUCAACAAGUGAUUAGCGCAGCAAAGAGAAAUUGAUUUUUGGGGAAAAAAUUUGACAGUGUUUGCUCUACCCACUACCUGUGUGCAUCACCUGAGUCAUGGCUUUCUUGUGCCCCGUGAGGAUACGCCGAGGCAAGAAGAAAAAAGCUGAUGAUAAAGACACGAUCAGGCCACCAGGUAUGGGUCGAAUUACUGGCAGUGCUUCGAUCGAAACCCUCGUCCGUGUUGGCAUUGAAAAGGAGAACGGCCUGUCACCCGACAGUAAAAUGAUCGUUUUGCACGAUUUCACGCCUUGCGUGGAUGAUGAACUAGAAGUAAAACAAGGCAACGUUGUGAACGUGCUGUACCAAGAAAACGACUGGGUCUAUGUCAUUGGCGAAGAUCAACGAGAAGGUUUUAUUCCUCAUUCGUAUUGUGCUCCUUAUACGCCACAUCUUGGAGAAAUGACGCUGACUGUAAAAAAGAAAUUACCAAGAGAUUUGGGCAUUCCCAACGCGACAGACAUUAACAACAGCUCCAGCACAGGUGGUCCAGGAGGUGGAGGAACGAGUGCUGGGGUCAGUGGAACGAAUGGUGGAGGUGAAACCACCAAUCAACAUAAUACGACUAUUAAUAGUACCCGAUCGUCUUUCUUCCCACCGGGAACGCUGGCAUUGGGUGAUGGUUCUGAUAAUGAGAGCUACGGUACGAAGUCUCUAAUGCCGGCUAAUAGUCCUCAAAGUAUGCACCAGCAACCACAACAACAACCCAGUCGACAUGUCCAAUCCAGUUCCACUCAAAGUCUCAAUUCACAACUUUCACAUCCAGAUAUUCACCCGUUUUUCAAGGAUCCGUCUGGAAGAUACAUUGUGUUGUACACGUUCAUCGCCCGAGAUGAAAAUGAUGUCAGCGUUGAACGCGGUGAAUUCGUAACCGUUUUAAAUCGUGAAGACCCCGAUUGGUAUUGGGUGGUACGCAGUGACGGGCAGGAAGGUUUCGUUCCCAGCGCAUUUGUCUAUCCAGCCGAAGCCAUACAGAGUCACGUAACUCAGGCGUGCGGUAGUCCAGUGCCGGCCAUGAGCAAUAUGAAUAACAGCAAUAAUAUGCCAACAUCGCCAACAGGGUCGGAUGACAUGCGGUACCAUGGAACCGAACUAGUUAUGCUCUACGAUUACAAAGCACAAGCUCCAGACGACUUGUCCGUGCGUAGAGGUGAUUGGGUUUACGCAGAUUUGAACAAUCAAACGGUUGACGGAUGGCUUUGGGCCUUUGCUCCGAAGUCUAGAAAGUACGGCUUCAUCCCUAAAGCUUACGCCCGUCCACCAGCCAUGACUAGCUUGUAACAUACAGACAACAAUGACAAAAAAUACUCCUUUUUUUUUAAUGUAUUAUCCCCUUCGUUGUUGCUUCCAAUUAUUCUUUUUACGAGAACUGCAAUCCUUUUAUUUAAAAAGAAAAGGUAAAUGUUACUGGUGUUCCUUUUAUGGAAGAUUAGAAAUCAUUCCAUGAAGAAAAACAAAAUGUACAUAUUGUGUUACAUGCUGAUUCCGUCCCACUAAUAUCUUGUGCACUUGUACAGCCACAAUUAACUGGAUUUAUUAUUAAAACAAGAAUGGAAUGGUUAUGAAACAAAA
This is a messenger RNA of Daphnia magna, 1909 nucleotides long. It is a transcript of the gene Dlish, whose product is annotated as SH3 domain-containing protein Dlish. The record is from RefSeq and is a predicted model, not a curated record. Bases 395 to 1618 code for a protein of 407 amino acids. Gene Ontology annotation, molecular function: protein binding; superoxide-generating NADPH oxidase activator activity. Gene Ontology annotation, biological process: superoxide anion generation. The transcript has 7 exons. Lineage: Eukaryota; Metazoa; Arthropoda; Branchiopoda; Diplostraca; Daphniidae.